Molecule: messenger RNA, 944 nt
Organism: Sorex araneus (European shrew)
Lineage: Eukaryota; Metazoa; Chordata; Mammalia; Eulipotyphla; Soricidae
Gene: ISCU
Product: iron-sulfur cluster assembly enzyme
Exons: 5
Coding region: 43-546 (167 amino acids)
Biological process (GO): iron-sulfur cluster assembly; intracellular iron ion homeostasis
Cellular component (GO): mitochondrial matrix; cytoplasm
Molecular function (GO): ferrous iron binding; 2 iron, 2 sulfur cluster binding
Source: RefSeq, a predicted model, not a curated record
CCCCCCCGCGGCCGGCCGUUGUGCGCAGGCGCCAGCCGGGAGAUGGCGGCGGCUGGAGCUGGCCGUCUGCGGCGGGCGGCGUCGGCCCUGCUGCUGGGCAGCCCGCGCCUGCCCGCCCGGGAGCUGUCCGCCCCGGCCCGGCUCUAUCACAAGAAGGUUGUUGAUCAUUAUGAAAACCCGAGAAACGUCGGCUCCCUGGACAAGACAUCAAAAAAUGUCGGGACUGGCUUGGUGGGGGCCCCAGCGUGCGGCGAUGUGAUGAAACUGCAGAUUCAGGUGGACGACAAGGGGAAGAUCGUGGACGCCCGGUUCAAAACCUUUGGCUGUGGCUCAGCAAUUGCCUCCAGCUCUCUCGCCACGGAGUGGGUGAAGGGGAAAACGGUGGAGGAAGCCCUGACUAUCAAAAACACGGACAUCGCCAAGGAACUCUGCCUGCCCCCCGUGAAACUGCACUGCUCCAUGCUGGCCGAGGACGCCAUCAAAGCCGCCCUGGCCGAUUACAAGCUGAAACAAGAGCCCAAGAAAGGAGAGGCCGAGAAGAAAUGAGCCCCGGGGCCAGCCCCGGCCGGCCCGCAGCCCCCCCCCCCAGUUGCUCAAGCAGCCCUUGGCACUGCCCCAGCAGAGCUCGAGACGCGCACGACACUCGCUGCCCCGCUGCGCCUCAAGUCACCCCACACAGUGUCUUCGCGCUGAGUCCCCUGCUUCCUCCCCGGCCGCUCCUCGCCUUACCGCAGCCACAGCUACCCCUGCGUGUGUCUGGCCACGGGACUGAAACCAGCAGCUCCGGCUUUGACAGUCCACAAAGUGCGCGUGCCCUCCCCUGAACCUAGUCAGCGGGAGGUGACCGACCCGCCACCUCGGCGUGGAGAUGUGACAGAACCAGUUAUUGUACAUAAAGCAGACCUGCUUAUAUAUAUCAAUAAAAGAAUGUAAGAAGAACGUUU